Echinostoma caproni is the source of this 2535-nucleotide messenger RNA. The record is from the annotation of a GenBank genome assembly. Lineage: Eukaryota; Metazoa; Platyhelminthes; Trematoda; Plagiorchiida; Echinostomatidae.
AUGGCUUCCGAAGCAGUGAAGGUGAUUGUGAGAUGCCGGCCGCUAAACGAAAGAGAAAAAAGUUUGGACUGCAAAAACGUAAUUGAAAUAAUCAGCGAAACCGGACAGUGCUCAAUCAAUCACCCGAACGGAAAGAAAGUUCCUCCGAAAAUAUUUUUCUUUGAUGGAGCGUACGAUAUAAGCUCUACAACGGAGCAGAUAUAUAAUGACAUCGCUUAUCCCUUGGUUGAAGGCGUUACGGAAGGAUAUAAUGGCACAAUUUUCGCUUACGGUCAAACGGGAUGUGGAAAGUCAUUUACUAUGCAAGGCAUGGCUGACGUUGAUACGCAGCGAGGUAUAAUUCCACGAGCGUUUGAUCACGUGUUUGAAACCAUAUCGGUUAGCCAGAAUACUCGCUUUCUGGUACACGCAUCUUAUUUGGAAAUUUACAAUGAGGAAAUACGCGAUUUGUUAGCUCGCGAGGGAAAAACCAAACUGGAAUUGAAAGAACACCCGGAAAAAGGUGUGUAUGUCAGCGGAUUGAGUAUGCACAAGGUGACCUGCGUGGAUGAGUGCAACGUGAUAAUGAGUAUUGGAUGGAAAAAUCGAUCGACCGGUGCCACCUUGAUGAACGCAGACAGUAGCCGCUCUCAUUCGAUUUUUACAAUCUAUCUGGAAAUGGUGGACCACGACCCCCAAACAGACUCGGACAAGAUCAAGGCCGGUAAAUUGAAUCUGGUCGAUCUGGCCGGCUCGGAACGUCAGGCGAAGACCGGAGCCAGUGGGGAUCGCUUCAAGGAGGCGACCAAGAUCAAUUUGAGUCUUUCUGCGCUGGGCAAUGUGAUUUCGGCCCUCGUCGAUUCGAAGAGCAAACACAUCCCUUAUCGGGACAGUAAACUGACACGGCUGUUACAAGACUCGCUCGGCGGGAACACAAAAACGCUAAUGAUAGCGUGUUUAUCGCCAGCGGAUAACAAUUAUGACGAGACUUUAAGCACAUUGCGGUACGCAAAUCGGGCCAAGAAUAUUCAGAACAAGCCGAAAAUCAAUGAGGAUCCGAAAGAUGCAUUACUUCGCCAGUACCAGGAUGAGAUUGAUCGGUUACGUCAAUUGCUCGAACAAAGUCAGGGUAUUGGUAAAUGUCCGACUGUGGAUCCGGUGGUAGAGUGUAAAGAUUGGCAAACGAUUGAACGAGAAAAAGAAGCAUUGAAACAGGAAUACGAGACGAAACUACGCGUGAAAGAGGCACAGUACCAUGCCGAGGCGGCAGACAAAGCGAAAUUGAUGAGUGAGAUGCAAGCACUGCGUGACUACUACGAGUUUCGGAUGCAAAAAUUGGAUGAUUGUGCACAUCGGGAAGAACCAUUACGAGCGGAUGAAUCCGGAUUAUCAAACAACGUGAUGAUUGUGGACGCUGAUGGGAACAUUUUGAAUUCGGACGAACAAAACCAGCUGUCCACUGCCCAGUCCGAAUCGGAUCGCACACGCCUACUCAAAUCCAGUACCCGAUCGAUAGAAUCCAAACAAAUUGGAUCCGGGUCAGAAACCCGAAAUGGUACUGGUGUGGUGUUGAGAUCCCUAGAAUCGGGUAUUGUUGGUGGUGAAUUGGCAUGGAAUGCGGAAGCCCGAGCUAGGAGAUCACGGAAACAGCGCUAUGCAGAGGAACGAAAACGUCAGUUGGAACUAGCCAAUGCCGCCUUGGAAGACGAAGGGAUCAUGGUUGGAAUUUAUGAAAAUAUUCAAGACGAAUUGCGGAUCAAAAACAAAUUACUUCAACGCGAAAAACAAAAGAACCUCGCAAUGAAAUCGGAACUGUCUGAUAUUCAGAGUGAAUUUGAGCAAGACCGUAGCGAUUACUUAGACACUAUUCGACGUCUACAACGGCAAAUGGACCUGUUGCAAGCGAUCAUCGAUCGGAUUCAACCAUGUAUUCGACGAGACAGUAAUUAUCACAAUGUGGAUAAAAUAAAGAAGUUGGCCAAAUAUGACGAGGAACGGAAUGAAUGGAUUCUGCCCCAAAUGACAAUCGAACGAACUCAAUUGCCAGUGGCACCGCUGGACUCUGGUCAAGGACCGCAUCGUUUUACCCAAGGUUUAGGCGAUCAGAGCGAUACCCCCGGAACCGGAGGCCUAUCGGCUCGUGCCGGUGCAUCGACCUUGCUGAGUCGUGAUACAGAAAGGGAGAGUGAGGAAGAGGCAAGAUAUUAUGCCAAAUUGGCAAGUCGAACACAAUCCCAGCCGAACUAUUUUGCGAAUCGCCGUGCCAGUCAAUUACUAAUUGAUGCAGCUGCUCUCGGAGCCGGAUCGCAUCGUGGCAGCCUGAACACAAAUAUUUCCAAUUUACACGGAUCCUUGUACGGGAUUGGAAGUAACGGAGUCGAGUCCAAUUCACUGUUCUCACAAGACCCACACGGACUGGGUGCUCUACCCGGUGCCCUAGACGAAAUGAUGUUUCACACCGGCAGACGGGCUUCCAAAUUUGACUCGCGUCUUCGAAACACACAGGGUAGCCCGACCGGACCGAAAAGCUCUCCGUCCUAUCGACGACCGAAAUGA